This is a messenger RNA of Momordica charantia (bitter melon), 2723 nucleotides long. RefSeq names its product beta-galactosidase 17 (gene BGAL17). Gene Ontology annotation, biological process: carbohydrate metabolic process. Gene Ontology annotation, molecular function: beta-galactosidase activity. The record is from RefSeq and is a predicted model, not a curated record. NCBI's taxonomy places the organism in Eukaryota, Viridiplantae, Streptophyta, Magnoliopsida, Cucurbitales, Cucurbitaceae.
ACAAGAGAGUUAUAGUUAACAGUUAUAGAAUGUUGGAACCAAAAACAAAAUCAAAUUUUGUUGAAUGAAUUACAGUUCUAAGCUUUCAGCCAUGGCAAGAAGACAUGUGAGAGCUUCUCUCUUCUUCCUCCUCAUCCUCUCGCUUACAUCUUUUGGAGUGAUCGUUCCAGUAUUUGCUCCGCUCCCUUCACUGCACUCUUCCUCCCACCACCUCUCCCGCCAUCACCAUGCUCGUUCUAAAUUCAACAAGGUUAAUACUAGAAAGUUUGAGAUUGAUGAUGACAUGUUUUGGAAAGAUGGUAAGCCAUUCCAGAUUAUUGGUGGCGACUUGCAUUACUUUCGAGUUCUUCCCGAGUACUGGGAAGACAGGCUGCUUAGAGCAAAGGCAUUGGGUUUAAACACGAUCCAAACUUACAUCCCCUGGAAUCUGCAUGAGCCAAAGCCUGGAAAUUUCACAUUUACUGGGAUUGCAGACAUAGUAUCGUUUCUCCAACUCUGUAAGAAGCUAGAUUUUCUAGUUUUGCUCCGGGCAGGGCCUUAUAUAUGUGCAGAGUGGGAUUUAGGGGGUUUUCCUGCUUGGUUGCUUACCAAAAAUCCUGUUCCUAGACUAAGAUCCUCAGAUCCUGGUUACCUCCAAUGGGUUGAAAGAUGGUGGUGGAUUAUUCUUCCAAAGAUAGCUCCCCUUCUUUACAACAAUGGAGGUCCUAUUAUAAUGGUCCAGAUUGAAAAUGAAUUUGGCUCAUAUGGAGAUGAUCAAGCUUACCUUCACCAUUUGGUUACGUUGGCAAGAGGCUACCUUGGGGAUGAAGUAAUUCUGUAUACUACAGAUGGAGGUACUAGGGAAACUCUUGAGAAAGGAACCAUUCGUGGGGAUGCUGUCUUUUCGGCUGUUGACUUUUCAACUGGUGAAAGGCCUUGGCCUAUUUUUAAUUUACAGAAGAAGUUCAAUGCCCCCGGAAAAUCUCCACCUCUUUCUGCAGAGUUCUACACAGGAUGGCUUACGCACUGGGGAGAAAAUAUUGCAACAACUGAUGCCGACUCUACAGCAGCUGCGUUGAGUGAAAUUUUGGCAGGGAAAGGAUCAGCCGUGCUUUAUAUGGCUCAUGGUGGAACAAAUUUUGGAUUUUAUAAUGGAGCGAAUACAGGUGGUGAUGUGUUGGAUUACAAGCCUGAUCUUACUUCUUAUGAUUAUGAUGCACCAAUUAAGGAAUCUGGUGACAUUGACAAUGCUAAAUAUAAAGCAAUUCGAAGGGUUAUACAGCACUACAGUGGAGCAUUACUUCCUUCGGUUCCUUCUAAUAUUGAAAAGAUAGGUUAUGGACCGAUUCACUUGCAGAAAAGUGCAUUCUUGUUUGAUAUGAUUCAUAUGAUAGAUCCACUUGAUGUGGCUACAUCUGAAGAACCACUGCCAAUGGAAUCUGUUGAUCAGAGUUUUGGAUUUCUGUUAUAUGCAACUGAAUAUGCGGCCAAGGAUAAUGGAGAUGGACACAUUUUAUUUAUACCAGAGAUUCAUGAUCGAGCACAAGUGUUCUUCUCUUGCUCUUCUAAAAACAAUGGUGCAAGGCCAACUCCUGCCGGAAUUAUUGAAAGAUGGUCAAACCGACGACUUAACCUGCCAAAUACGAGAUGCGAUGCAAAUACCUUAUAUAUUUUGGUUGAGAAUAUGGGUCGCAUAAACUAUGGACGCUACUUGUUUGACAGGAAGGGCAUCUUAUCAUCUGUUUACUUGGACGACCGAAUUCUAUAUGGAUGGAAAAUGUUCUCAAUUCCUUUCAACAACCUGAAUGAGAUUCCGAGAUUCAAUUCUUUCUCUCGGAUUGCACAUUCUGUACUCCACAAAACCAUAGCACGCAGAGAGUUAGAAGUCAAGUCCGGUUUCACUUUUGAUCCCUGAGGUCUGGACUUGGAAGCUAUUUUAUCCUGAGUUUAUAAAACCAUCAUUUUUGGUCCGGGGGAUUUAAAUUUAGUGUCAACUCGGUCUUUGAAAUUUUAAAAGUUACAUGUUUGGUCAUCGAAGUUUGAAUUUAGUUUCUAAUUGGUCCCUAAAGAUUGGUGUUAGUUUCUAACUAGUCUCUAAGUUAAGUUGACCGUUAGUUGAUCAAUGACAUUCUUCAUUCUAUUUUACCUAAGUGGAAAAGUCUAGUCGACAUGUGUUAACAAUCACAUUAGGUCAACUCAAUUUAGGGACCUAUUCGAAACCAAACUCCUCGAGAACUAAUUUAAAACUAAAUUCAGAUUUCAGGCAUCAAGUAUGUCACUUUCAAAACUUAGGACAAAAUAAAAAUUGAAUUUAAUUCUCAGGGACCAAAAGUGAUGGUUUUUAAGCUCCCAAGGGGACGGCGCUGUUAGCAAGGACUUGGGAUCUCUUGGUCAUACCGGUUUAGAGGUCUCAAGUUUGAACAUUCGGGUGAACUUAAUACCAAAAACUCUUGAUGUCUUCUGGGUUCGAGCCUUGAGGCGGGUUUGAGUGCCUCCGGGUAUAGGGGAGUAAAGCUCUGACUCCCGGUUAUCAGAAAAAAAGAAAGAAAAAGUAAUGGUUUUUAAACUUAGGGACUAAAUAGAAACCAAAUCCAAAUCUCAAGACCAAAAAUGUAUUUUACCCUAUAUAUAAUUUACGUUUAUUUGUUAUUCUUCUCCAGGUAACUUCUCGAGCGAACCAACACUCUACACUGGUUAUUUUUAUGUAGACAAAGUGAACCUCAGAAAAGAUACAUUCCUAUCCU